Propithecus coquereli (Coquerel's sifaka) is the source of this 1337-nucleotide messenger RNA. It is a transcript of the gene PON2, whose product is annotated as paraoxonase 2. Bases 108 to 1172 code for a protein of 354 amino acids. Gene Ontology annotation, cellular component: extracellular region. Lineage: Eukaryota; Metazoa; Chordata; Mammalia; Primates; Indriidae. The record is from RefSeq and is a predicted model, not a curated record. The transcript has 9 exons. Gene Ontology annotation, molecular function: arylesterase activity.
GCCCGGGGAGGACGGGGCGGGGCGCAGCCGGCACAGCCGGGAAGUCGGCACCGCCCACGGCGCGGCCGGCCAGGCCCGAGCGAGGCGGCGUGCCGGCUUCCCGCGCCAUGGGGCGGCUGGUGGGGCUGAGUGUGCUGGGGAUGGCGCUGGCGCUGCUGGGCGAGAGGUUCCUGGCGCUCAGAAAUCGACUUAAAGCCUCCAGAGAAGUAGAAUUCCCAGACGUUCCAAACUGCCACCUGAUUAAAGGAAUUGAAGCUGGCGCUGGAGAUAUUGACAUACUUCCCAAUGGUCUGGCUUUCUUUAGUGUGGGUCUAAAAUUUCCAGGACUCCACACCUUUGCACCAUAUAAGCCUGGGGCAAUAUUAAUGAUGGAUCUAAAAGAAGAAAAACCGAGGGCACUGGAAUUAAGAAUCAGCCGUGGGUUUAAUUUGGCUUCAUUUAAUCCACAUGGCAUCAGCACUUUUAUAGACAAUGAUGACACAGUUUAUCUCUUUGUUGUAAACCACCCGGAAUUCAAGAAUACAGUGGAAAUUUUUAAAUUUGAAGAAGAAGAAAAUUCUCUGUUGCAUCUGAAAACAAUCAAACAUGAGCUUCUUCCAAGUGUGAAUGAUAUCACGGCUGUUGGACCGGCACAUUUCUAUGCCACCAAUGACCACUACUUCUCUGAUCCUUUCUUAAAGUAUUUGGAAACAUACUUGAACUUACACUGGUCAAAUGUUGUUUACUACAGUCCAAAUGAAGUUAAAGUGGUAGCAGAGGGAUUUGAUUCAGCAAAUGGAAUCCACAUUUCGCCUGAUAAUAAGUAUAUCUAUGUUGCUGACACAUUGGCUCAUGAAAUUCAUGUUCUGGAAAAACACCCCAAUAUGAAUUUAACUCAACUGAAGGUACUCAAGUUGGAUACACUGGUGGAUAAUUUAUCUAUUGAUCCUUCCUCGGGCGACGUCUGGGUAGGCUGUCAUCCCAACGGUCAGAAGCUCUUCGUGUAUGACCCGAACAAUCCUCCCUUGUCAGAGGUUCUUCGCAUCCAGAACAUUCUAUCUGAGAAGCCUACAGUGACUACAGUUUAUGCCAACAACGGAUCUGUUCUCCAAGGAAGUUCUGUGGCCUCAGUAUAUGACGGGAAGCUGCUUAUAGGCACUUUAUACCACAGAGCCUUGUACUGUGAACUCUAAAUUGUAUUGUGCGUCUGAGAGUGUGAUAACUUCUCUUAAUUGAUUUUCUAUGAAUUGCUAAUUCUGAGGGAAUUUAACCUGCAACGUUGACCCAGAAAUAUGUGGCAUGUAUAGUUAAUUUUAUUUCAGUUAGGAAAGGCCCCUUCAGUUCUCAUAGCACUUUUA